UGAUCUUCUGAAAUCUAUCAUGUUCAAACAUAUCCUUCAUGUCAAUUAUCUUUUUUUGAAAGAAAGAAUGUCUGUCUUUUUUUGAGGAACAGAAAGAGAGCUGUAAAAUAGAGACUUUCACAAGCUGUUUAAAGGACACUAUGACUGUACUGUACGGAUACAGUUCUGCUGCUCCUCAGAUGUUCACAGACGUUAACUGUGACAGAGAACACACUGCAGCCCUCCACUAAUUUCUUCAUUGACUGUGGGACAUGUUAUACUUUAUUUACUUUUGGAACCAAACUAACCAUUAGAGAAUGACUUUGUAACCUUUUAAGUACCAUUCAACUGGAGCUGUUAGUCACCAAGGAGAAAGACAUCUGAAAUAAAUAAAGAAGAAGAAGAAAGGCUCCAUACUGUUUGCAGCACUCCGACGGAUGUUACUGUAUCAAACCAACUUUCUACAGAUUUCAACCGGAUCCGAACAAUCAUCUCAGUAGAUUUUACUGUUGUUGGGAGAGAUGAGAGCCAUGUUUUCCCUGUUCCUGUUGAUUCAGAGUGUUAGUGGAUGGAUGCAUCCUAAAUGCCACGUUUAUAACAGUGGGGAAUACCUUCCCACCUGGAACUACUGUCCUUUGGCAGAACAGUAUACUGCUGCCUGUCGAGAUGUCACAGCCGUCGAGGAGGAUCUGCUUGAACUUCCCUCUAAUAUCAAUACCCUCUGCAUAUCUAUGAAACGUGGGGAAAAUAGUUCCAUGUCUCUGGGCUUUUUCGCUCGUUUUCAGUAUUUGGAGUAUCUGUACAUUGGAGGCUGUUUUCCUCAAAUCCUUCCAGCUGGGAAUAGCCAGGGCCUUCAAAAUCUGCAACAUAUGCACAUUAAUGGAUUGGUCACUGGGUGCUGUGAUUGUCAUAUUGGGCCUAACACAUUCAGAGAUCUAGUCAAGCUAAGUAAGUUGACCAUAUUUGGUUAUAGGCUAUCAGCAAUGGCACCAGAUGUUUUCCAUUACAUACCUCAAUUACAAAGUGUCUAUAUUAAUGAACCCUGUGUAGAGAAUUUGUCAGAAAUACUAUGCAGAGUAGUUCAUAUAAUUUCACUUACAAAGUUAAAUGUACAUGCACCAAAUAUACAAUCGUUAAACCAAUCAAACUGCUCCAUCUUAAAAGCUACCGAAAGCAAUCUGACAAGCGUCAAUUUAAAUUUCGGUCAAAUAAACCAUAUAGAGGAAGGUGGACUGGCCUGUCUCCAGAACCUGACACGUUUUUCUGGGGGCCUAAACCAGGAUGUCCUACUGCACCUUCCCCUGUCUGGCAUUAAGCAAAUCCAGGUCUUGCAUUCCUCUGGUGGGAAUAGCAUUGAUUUUGAAAGUAUCUGUAAUGUAGUGUUUUUGCUUUCAAUCAAGGAAAUACAUUUUGCCAAUGUCAAUACAAGCAGCCUCUCCAUGUCCAGUGUUGAAUUGUGCAUUGGGCUGGAAUAUAUGGGGUUUGAUGGACCUGGACCCUUCCAUUCUUCUCCCCAUUUGAAAUUGAAUUUUAUUUCCGGUCUCAAAAACCUUAAAAUGUUAUAUGUAUCUGGCCAGACAGAAAACAGUCUUGACCUCUGCUCAUUCCGAAAACAACCAAUCACAUGGUUAACAGAACUCACUUUCAUGUCGAGCAAUGUACAAACGCUUUUUGCAAAACGGUUCAGCUGUCUUGAGAACCUGCGGUCUCUAGAUUUGUCAUGUAGUUUCAUUUCAAACAUUGAAGACUUUGCUUUCUUCGGAUUGGCAAAUCUGGAGUCCUUAGACAUGACGCAAAAUAGUAUAACCCAGUUAUAUGCAAACACGUUUAUUGGUUUACAUAGUUUGACAUUGUUAGACCUCAGGGAAAAUCCACAGAUCUACAAUAUUGAGGCAAUGUCUUUCGCACAACUUACGUGUCUAAGACGAGUGUUUCUGGGGUACUUGAACUAUCCACCAAGAGAACCCGUGAUAAAGCUGAAUCUGACACUUGCAUUUGGUGACGUUCUGAGUCACCUGACUCAUCUGCACAUUAGUUCAGGUAUGAGGCCAAUGCAGUUGAUUAUUGGCAGUAACAUCACAUCUAAACAGAACCUGAGUCUCCAACUCAAAGGCCAGACAGUGUCAUUUGAAGACUGUGACAGACCCUUCUUUCAGUCUGUAACCCAUCUUCAUGCUGAUGCUGAAGAAUUCCUCUGUGGAUCUGAAUUCAUGGGAAAGUACUUCAGGUCUGUGGAGACAUUUGUGUACAGAUCAAAGCUUUCAGCUAAAAGUGUGGACUUAACAUCAAUGAAUCAGCUCAUUCACCUGAGGAAACUGACUCUAGUACAGGUGGAUCUUUUAAUACAGCGUUCUGCUGACAUCAUUUUUCACAACCUGACCAAACUGGAGGUUCUGAAACUUUCAAACUGCAGGAUUGACUCUUUGGAGGGGGGUUUAACUAAAGACUUUAAAUCCUUGAAAACCUUAAAUUUGCGUAUUGAGAACGUUUAUCAUGUAAUCUACAGCUUUACUGAACCUCUCUCUAGCCUAAAGUAUUUGAUACUUGAUACAUUACAGAUUUUUUGCAGUUGUGACAAUGCUUGGCUCAUUGCAUGGGCAAAGGGGUACAGGCCGGUUGAAGUGAUCAUGCUUAAUCAUGAAGUUAUGUAUAAUUUAGAGGACUUGAUAUGCUUGUCAGACAAUGGACUAGACACACCUAACUUUGUCAAGUACACAGAAGCCAACUGCACAGCAGAGGUGGGCUUUGUACUCUUUGCUGCAACUGGCCUGGGUGUCAUCUUCUUCAUGCUGGUGGUGCUGGUCCAUAAUCUGGCCGGUGCUUACCUCCUCCCCCUCUACUACAUCACCCUUGGCUGGCUGUCGGAGGCGUUGCGAUCAAACACCAGGAGGCGCUACCACUACGAUGCGUUUGUCUCCUACAGCGGAAAGGACGAGCGCUGGGUGGUGGAGGAGCUACUACCCAACCUGGAGAAGAGGGGUCCCCCUUUCCUACGCCUCUGUCUGCACAGCAGGGACUUCCAGCUGGGGAAGGACAUUGUGGAGAACAUCACAGACAGCCUCUACCGGAGCCGUCGCACACUCUGCCUGGUCAGUCGCCACUACCUGCACAGUAACUGGUGCUCCCUGGAGAUGAAGCUAGCCACCUCCAGACUGCAGGUGGAACAAAGGGACAUCCUCCUCCUGGUCUUCCUGGAGAAGAUCCCCCCUCGCCGGCUGUCUGCCCACCACAGGCUGGCUCGCCUGGUGAAGACCAGGACCUAUCUGGACUGGCCCCAGGACCCCCAUCAGCACCAGGCAUUCUGGGACAGAUUGUGGGCUAAACUGAAACCUCCAACUGAAGCCUGAGAUCAGAGGUUUAUGUAGAACCUUGUGUUAAUGCUGAGACAAAUAAUGUUAGCAGAUUUGUUGAGGUAUUGAAUUUGCAGUUAAAAGUCCUCUGUACUAAGAGCCUCCUGAGUGGCGCCGCGGUCUACGGCGUGCAUCGCAGUGCUUGAGGCGUCACUACAGACCCGGGUUCGAUCCCAGGCUGUGUAACAGCCUGUGACCGGGAGACCCAUGAGGUGGCGCACAAUUGGCCCAGCGUCGUCCAGGUUAGGGGAGGGUUUGUCCCAUCUCGCUCUAGCGACCCCUUGUGGUGGGCCGAGCGCCUGCAAGCUGACUCCUUGGGGCGGGCAGGCACCUGCAUCUUGGUCGCCAGCUAGACUGUGUUUCCUUCCUCCGCAUCAAAAAGCAGUGUGGCUUGGCAAGAUCGUGUUUCAGAGGACGGAUGGCUCUCGACCUUCGCCUCUCCUGAGUUCGUAGGGGAGUUGCAGCUUUGGGACAAGACUAUAGCUACCAAUUGGAGAGGAAUUUUUUUAAUGAUUUAAUAAUCCUCGGUACAAAACGUCUAUCGGUAUUUGAGGCUUGUUUAGACAAUUCUGAUUCCUUAAAUGAAAUAAGCAUGUUUUGUUUUUUUCUCUCCAAAUUCAACACCUCACUAACGCAUAUGUUUGUUUGUGUCUUUGUUGCUUAGAGGACCUGAAAAAGGCUCAUCCCUGGUUUUAUACUAUUUGUGUUGUUUAUCAGGGUAAAAACCAAUGUGGCCAUCUGCUGUAUGCUGCUUUGAAUGACAAUGCAUGAAUUACCAUGAACAAUUUAUUUUAAUUUCAACAUAGAUCAGAGGUUUGCACAUACAUUUAGUUGCUAGUUGUUUAACAAAUGUUUUGCCUGUAUAUGGUCUGCUACAUAUGUCAUUUAACAAUUCUUAACUCAUGGGUGUGGGGAGGUGAUUCCCUUUCUGGACAAUUGUUAUUUCUGCCCUAUAUUUGUGACUUGGCGGGAACCUUGUUUUAUUGAUUUAUUUGAUUAUUGAUAACUGUUCACAUUUAAGUACCUUACCGUGAUUGUUUUCAAUUAAAAUGGUCAAAAAGAAACAAAAAUGGUGUUUUAGCAAAUAGCAAUUUCUCAAGCAAGAAUUAGUGACGUCGCCAGGCAUGCAAAACUCCAUCCCACCAAAACAGGUUGAAAUUUCAAGCAAUCUUUUCAAACAGCUCUUACACUAAAAGGGCAUUAUCAUCACUUUCACAAAUUUACAGCAUUAUUCCAACCUCAUUGUGUGUAAAUAUAUAUAAAACACAGGAAAAACUUGCUUUUGACUGCGUUGGGCCUUCAAAAAACAAUUCCCCUUCCUCAGCAUAAGCAGAAGGAGUUAUCUAUAUUUUCAAUGACCACAGAGAACUGUCCUCUUAUCAGACCAGUUUUCAGCAGCUUGCCUAGACCAGCAAUGCACCGGCUAUGGUAGGCCACAGAAUAGGCCUGUUAUGGCUGUCGAGCCUCCAUUAUUAUGGUGUCUGAUGGAUAGUACAGCCUUAUCAGUAUAAGCCACAGAGAAGCAUCAUCCCUCAAGCUAGAGGUCAGGUCUUCCCCGGGAGUAACCUUGGCUAAGACCUGAAUAAUUUAUGUUAGCUCCUUGAGGCUUGAGCUCUGUGGGCAAACACAAGUAAUAGACUCGGGUUCAUACCCAGUUGGUCACAUCUCUCUAGCCACAAGUUAAGCCCUCACCAGGUCUUCCUAGUGGUCGUCCAGGGUGAAAGUUGCAGACGGGCCAGGGGGUCCCGUUCUUUAUCAAGGUGACUAUGGACUCCAUAGAGAGAAGGGGGAGACACACACAUGACAUUGUCACAGGGAAAGCCAGGGAGAUAAGACUGGAAAGCUGUUAAUGUUGACACUGCCUAGGUGGGUGGGUAGAUUUACAGAGGGGAGGGCGCGGCAGACGAAUCUCAGGAUUUCUGCUACUUUUUCCGCCACACAAUUUACAUCCGUCGUACUGUACAUUCCUAUAGAGUCGACCAGAUUCCUGUCAGUGAGUACAGUAUGAUAUCGACCCAGAGUGGAGUCUGUCGGCGAGCCAGAUUUUUUUCAUGAAGGUAACGCAAAGUAACAUAAAUAGGAAUAUAACUUGUUACUUAAAUGUAAUGAUUAAUAUGUACUUUUUCAAGUAACAAAUCCCAACACUCUGGUGGUAACUAGCGGGAAAUAUAUUACCUUUUCAAGUAACUAAUCCCAACACUGGUGGUCACUGUCUGGCAUAGCCUCAGUCAUAAAAUCUGAUUUUGAACCUAACCUUCACCACACUGCUAACUUUAUGCCCAACCUUAAACUAAAAGCAAAUUUUGGUUUUCAAACACGUUUUACUAUAUAGCCAAUUUUGACUUUGCGGCUGGCCCAUUUAACGGAAAACACUCAGCUGGGCCUCCAGGAGAAGAUUCAUCCCUAUAAACGUCAACCUGCAUAAAGGCAUAUGCUACAGGGCUUUGGAGAAGACUACAGUAGCAGAUAAUGGUGACAUACUUGAAGUGAAAUCCCAAAUUCAAGGACAAUAGGAAAUGGCGGCACUCCAAAAUGGUCAAGAAGACUUAGUGGCGGGAGGACACAUUGCUCUGUCUCCUCCCUUUCCACAUGUGGUGUGCGUUUGUGUGUAUGGGUAUGUGCGUGUAGCAUUAUAGCUGUGAUGUUCAUUGCUAAGAUCAUUUCCAAGAACUUCCUCUAUUUACAGAUGCCUGAUGAGCU
Molecule: messenger RNA, 6029 nt
Organism: Oncorhynchus masou masou (cherry salmon)
Lineage: Eukaryota; Metazoa; Chordata; Actinopteri; Salmoniformes; Salmonidae
Product: toll-like receptor 13
Exons: 1
Coding region: 501-3326 (941 amino acids)
Biological process (GO): inflammatory response; immune response; toll-like receptor signaling pathway
Cellular component (GO): plasma membrane
Molecular function (GO): protein binding; transmembrane signaling receptor activity
Source: RefSeq, a predicted model, not a curated record